Tribolium madens (black flour beetle) is the source of this 9436-nucleotide messenger RNA. Its product is annotated as unconventional myosin-XV. Gene Ontology annotation, cellular component: cytoskeleton; myosin complex. Lineage: Eukaryota; Metazoa; Arthropoda; Insecta; Coleoptera; Tenebrionidae. The record is from RefSeq and is a predicted model, not a curated record. The transcript has 12 exons. The coding region runs from base 195 to 8891 and encodes 2898 amino acids. Gene Ontology annotation, molecular function: ATP binding; cytoskeletal motor activity; protein binding.
AUACCAACCUAACGGGACGCACCUUUACUUCACCUCUCCAACGACCCGACAGUGUUGUUGAGUUACCUCGAGUGUUUAGUGUGAUAACUUGUGCGAAAUCAUACGAAAUGAAGUGAUUUUUUUCAGUGCCAAAAUGAUCGGAUAAUUAAAAAUAACGCAACGGAUUUUUCUAAAAUGUCCGAGAGGAGAUAGACAUGGAGUGGAGUACCGGAGAUCUGAUCUGGUUUGAUCCAGGAGUGGGCCAUUGGCUCCCUGGUGAGGUCCUAGAAUGUCACAGGAGUGCCAAUGUGUUAACCGUCCAAGCAGUCAUCAACGGAAAGCCUCAAACGUUCGCCCUGACGGAGGGCGAGGGCUCCGUCCGCCGCCGCCAGGACCUGGGCCCCGGCGGCGUCGAGGACAUGAUCCAACUCACCGACUUGCACGAAGCCGCCUUAUUAUGGAAUCUCAAGCUGCGAUACGACCGGAACUUGAUCUACACGUACGCGGGAAGUAUUCUCGUGGCCGUUAACCCCUACAGGAUGUUCGACUCCAGCUACGGAAUCGAAGCGGCCCAAAGAUAUAAAGGCAAAAUGAUCGGCGCUUUGCCCCCACAUCUCUUCGCUUUGGGAGCAUCCGCUUAUUCCUCACUACCCGCCCCCCAGGUCGUGGUAAUCAGCGGCGAGAGCGGCUCCGGGAAGACUGAAUCUACUAAAUUAGUCAUGCAGUACCUAGCGGCGGUGGCCCCUUCCGCCCCCAGAGGACAGGCUUUAGUCACGGAGCAAAUUCUCGAAGCUGCACCCUUACUAGAAGCUUUUGGAAACGCACGAACAGCACGGAAUGAUAACAGUUCGCGGUUUGGGAAGUACCUCGAGGUGUAUUUUAAACAUGGAGCUAUCGUCGGUGCUAAAGUCACUCAGUACCUUUUGGAAAAGUCGAGGAUUAUUACUCAAGCGCCGGGGGAACGCAAUUAUCACGUUUUUUAUGAACUUUUAGGAGGUUUGACUAAUACAGAGAGACAGAAAUAUGGUCUAGUCGAUGCUGAUAAGUACUUUUACCUCAACCAAGGGGGCGGAGAUUGUGCGCCAGGUCAUUCUGGGUCGGGGGCUGACUGGGGGGCUCUUACGAGAGCCAUGCAAGUGUUAGGGGUCGGUGAAGCAGAACAAGAAGGGAUAAUAAAGGUUCUAGCCUCGGUUUUACAUUUAGGAAAUGUAUAUUUCCAUAGAAGGCAGCUCCGGCAUGGCCAAGAGGGUGUGGAAGUUGGAUCUGAUGUUGAAAUUAAGUGGGCCGCUCAUCUUUUGCAAAUUUCCCCCAAUGGUUUGCAAAGAGCCUUGACUUCAAGAAUUACCGAAGCUAGAGCCGAACGAGUUUACUCGCCUUUAAGUAUAGAUCAAGCUCUUGACGCGAGAGAUGCUUUUGCUAAAGCCCUGUACUCGGCACUUUUCAAUUGGUUAGUGACUCGUGUCAAUUCGAUUGUCCAAAGAGGCGGCCUUCACGACGCGGCUCGAAUCUCUCUACUAGACAUUUUCGGGUUUGAAAAUCUCAACGAAAACUCAUUCGAACAGUUAUGCAUCAAUUAUGCCUCAGAAUCAUUACAAUUGUAUUUCAACAAGCAUGUGUUUAAACUGGAACAACAGGAAUAUGCAAGGGAGCGUCUAGAAUGGACUAACAUGACUUGGAUGGAUAACACACCAGUCAUACAUCUCUUGGGCAAAAAACCAGUUGGCAUUCUACACCUCUUAGACGACGAAAGCAACUUCCCAAGAGCUUCAGAUGCUUCAUUUUUGGAAAAAUGUCAUUAUAAUCACGCUUUGAAUGAGCAUUACUGUCGGCCAAGGGUUGGUGGACGUGAAUUUGGGAUUAGACACUUCGCUGGACAAGUCUGGUAUUCGGUUGAUGGUUUCCUCGAUAAGAACCGAGACGCUUUGCGCCCGGAAGUGGUCGAGUUGAUAUCAUCAAGCAAGGAACUAUUGGUUGCCUCCAUUGCCAAACCUUUGAUCAACCAAACCCAAAGUCGUACCCUUCCAAAGGGCACUGAUGGCCGUUUUGUGACGAUGAAACCAAGAACACCUACUGUUGCGGCCCGUUUUAGUGACAGUCUUCAACAACUCCUAGAGUCUAUGGCUCGGUGUAACCCUUGGUUCGUCCGAUGUAUCAAACCAAACAACGAUAAAAGUCCCAUGCGGUUUGAUAUGCCGGUGGUUCUGGAACAACUGAGAUAUGCAGGAAUGUUGGACACUAUUAAAAUCCGUCAGUCGGGAUAUCCGGUCAGGAUGAAGUUUCAGCAAUUUGUUGAAAGAUAUAGGUAUUUACUUUCUGGCGUGUUGCCAAGAGGUGCGCCGUAUAGAGACUUAUGUCGGGCUAUUCUGGAACAAAUGCCUUCCACGGGAGCUGAAGGACCAGAUUAUCAAUUAGGAGCAACCCGUGUAUUCCUCAGAGAAAACCUCCAACGUCAAUUGGAAAUUAAACGAUCCGACUGCCUCCGAGACUCAGCUGUUGUAAUCCAAAAACACAUCAGAGGUUACUUGGCGCGUAAGAACUACAAGAACCUCAGACGCAGUACCGUAACAAUCCAGAAACAUUGGCGUGGUUACAAGCACCGAAAACAAUUCAAAACAAUCAGACAUGGAGUCAUCAAAGCUCAAGCUCUUGUCCGAGGACGAAGAGAACGCAAGCGCUUUGCGCAAAGAAAAGCGGACUUCAAGCGACGUGUCGAAGCUGAGAAAAUGGCUAAAGAACGUGCUAAACAAAGAGCCGCUAGAGAAGCACAAUUACAAAAAGCUGCACCCAAAUCAAGCGUCCACCAUCUUGAAAUUCCAGCAGAACUGGCUUUCAUUUUCUCAAAAAUAGAAAAUUUCAACCCGCCACAUACCGAAAGAAACCUAAUCAAGGUUCUAGGUGGUGUCACUGGGACUAUUCCUCCGUUAAAUCUACCGCAUGAUCUGAAUCAGUAUGAGUUUUCCCGAUUCUCCUCAGUUUACUUUAAAGGAGCCGAUCUUGGGAUGAGAAAAGAACCAAUUACAGCACCCUUCCUGUCCAAGGCUGCAACCAGAGAUCAAGAUUUUCAAGACGCUGUUGCGCUGUUUAAACUGAUUUUGCGCUGGUCCAACGAUGGACAAUUGACUGGACCGCGGGAAAGAGCUCUUGCUGACUUUAUUGUGUACAAAGCCUUGAAUUCUAGAGGAUUGAGAGAUGAAUUGUUGGUACAAUUGUGUAAUCAAGUGUGGCGGAAUGAGAACUCUGAUCGGAUUUGGCAACUGAUGGCUCAUUGUUUGAGUUGUUUCCAGCCGAGUCCGCCAUUAAGCAAGUACCUUCUAAAAUUCAUAACCGACCACGCGUCUUCAAAUUACAAAGAACUGUUACAAAGAAAGCUGACAAGAAGUUUGCAAAAGGCACCUCAUGCUCGCUCCCUUCCUCCGACUCUCCUCGAAUGGCGAAGUAUUCGCCAAAGGACGAAUACAGCUCUUCCUUUAACACUUCCUGACAACAACGUUGCUUCAGUCAACGUUGAUUCUUGGACAACUUGCGAAGAAGCGGCUUCUGUUGCUAUUAACUCGCUAGGUUUAACCGCGGAAGGCUGGAGUGUUGUGAUGGACGACGCCGGGAUAGUAUCAGAAGGAAGCGGCUUAGACUACAUCAUGGACCUUGUAUCCGAACUAGAAUUAUGUCCCGCUUUUCCCAUAUCUAAAUCAUCUCUUCUUAAGAUUGGUACCCGCAGAGCUGCACCUGCCGAAAUCGAUCACUCACCUACAACUCCAACCAGACCUCAAGUACCACCACCGGAACCCCCAACGCACCUCAAUCGGAAAAUAUCACGUGAAAUGUCACGGCAGUCGCCCCCUAAUCACAAAUCAAACCAAGUAGCUUCUCGGAAAGUCUCCCGUGAGAGUCACCGAGAGUACUCACCGCCGGUGACUAGUACCCCAGCUAGAAAAUCCUCACAUGAAGCUCUUUCGCGUAAUUCUGCUCUCAAUGAACGAUACUUUGAUAUAGAAAAAGUAAGGUCUCGGAGUUUGGAUAAUCUGCUAAGUGAGCCUGAACCGACCCCACUCUCCGAUUUAGGGUUGAGUCAAUCGAGAUUAAACGAUCGAUACCACUCUGUCGAGCAGUUAGCACCAAUUAAACCAGUUUUGGCCAAUCAGAAUUACAUGUCGAAACAAGAGAUUGAUUUUGAGUACCCCGACGUGUCUAGUGUUAGUACUUCACACCGAGGAGGUCCGAGGUAUAUAAAGUCGCAAUACACCGGCAAGAAGGCUCCUCCGGGGUCACACUCGAGCCGCGCUCAUAUCGAGAAAUCAGAGUUUGGAGUCAGAAGUUCAGCAAUGUCUGAUACUAGCGAAACACCAAGCUUGGCAAGUCAUGUUAGAAGAGUCAGAGUACCGAGUCAGGCGUCAGACGUUGACCAGUUUUUGGACGAGUUGUUUAGUCCAGUACUUGACGGGAAUUUAGAUGAAUUGAGUGAUGCUCGUUCCUUGGCUGCGAGUAUCAAAGGUGGUACUCGAGACGACUAUUCUGAUUUUCUUGAUGAUGUUUUGGGUACUGUUGACGAAAGUUUGGAUAUGUCUAAUGCUGGUUACAUUGCAAAGAAAAUAAAAGGUGGAGGGCACCGAAACCGACGAGACAGUCAAGGUAGUUCUGUUCUAGAUCAGGAAGUUGAGCAAUUGACUUCUGGGACGUCACAGCCAAGUACUUCGAGAACUUCCGCCGAUAAAGGCAAUGUUGAUGAUUACAUUAGCGAUUUGUUUCGACCGAUUUUUAUAAAUGAUAGUUUGAAAAAUCUGACUGAGAAACACAAUUUGGUUGAUAGUAUAAAAGGUGGCGGUACCACUCAUCAACAAAAUGGUGCUGGUCCUAGUUACACUUUUCCGACCAUUCCUGCACCCAUAGUAGGGUCACCACCAGUACUUAUGCCAAUGUUGAGUCCUACCCAGGAGGGUUUCAUGCCAGUUUAUAAUGUCCCACCUCCGAACGGUACUGACAUGGCAACGUAUCAACAAAGUCUUCAACGGGCCUUUCUCCAGUCAGCAAUGGCCCAAAACAUACAAAUCCAACAACAACUCCUUGCACAAAACCAAGCUCUGCAACAACUACUAACACAACAAAUCCCAAACGAAGUCAAAGUCAACGAAGCCAUACAAACCACCGUUAAAGCCCAAGUCCAUCAAUCAUCUCCUAAUCGUAAAUCAAGUUUCAAGACAUCUAACAGUACCCGGAAGAGCAGUUCUCCAAGUACAAAUGAUUACAAAUCACGCAAAGCCAGUUCCGAGUCUAACAUGAGUAUCAGAAACGGAGUACCACCCCCACCACCAAUGCCUCCGCCACUUGAUGGUACCGACCCUAGUGAAGCUCGACCAUUUUUAGACCCAUAUGGCCGCGCCAAAACUGUCCGAAUAGGCAAAUGGCGGUGGCCACCACCGAAAGAUGAAAAAGUGACUGAAAAUGGGGAAGAUUUUAUGCAUUUUAAAAUGCGCCAAAGCCAGAGAAAAAUCACACCGGUCAGAGACCAAUCAAUGACAAAUGGACAUCCGAAAGUCGAGCAAUCUUCGGCCGAAUGGGAGGAAAUCGAGUUUGAACCCAUAGUACGAGAGCCGGAACGGCCGACUAAAGUAACUUCAAAACGUUCAUUUGAGAUCGGGGCUUCCAGGCCGUCCCCAGGGAGCGUCGGAAAACUCAAACUCAGUUCUGAAAUGCGUCAAAGACUAGAAAAAGUCACCGCGAACCACUCGGUGCGAUCCACAAGUAGUCAUGUGGAAAAACCAGCUCGUGCUGUUAAUAAAUUGGAAGAUACGAGGAAAAUGAUGUUGGAGCAACAACUCGCCGGGAGAUGGGGUGACGACUCUCAGGACUUACCCAGCGGGAAGUCAAGUCCAGUCACUCCUCCUCAUAUUAGUCACAACGGAAGUACCUCUCCGACUCAACAGAGCUGGUCAAGUUCCAACUGGAAACCCGGUCCCCCUCCACCACCAAUCGGACCCAACUCUCUUCCUCCAGCUCCUCCCGGGCCGGCUCCGCCCCCUCCUGUGAUUCGACCCAACCAACCCCCACCCCCAGUGGAGCCUGUGCGUGAAUCUUUUAUGGCUCAGCGCCAAGAUAGGGAUACUUUUGGUGUCCACCAAAACCGGGUUUUGCAGAAUAGUUCCAAGAGGAACUCGUUUAGUGCCAAUUGGGAAGUACAGAGUGCCAUAACGCAUGAAACUCAAGACGAUAGCACUCAUUGGGCUAAAGACGCAUUAGAUUUAGAUAAGGCAGAUGGGAGGUUGUCGCGAGACAGCUGGGAUCAAGCUGACUCAACAACGAUUACUUCAAGCGAUCAACCGAGAAGGAUUAUAAGUGAACGUUGGGAAACCGAAAGAAAGAAAGUUGGGAAAGACACAGGGGAAAGACCGACGUUUAGAACACACCAGUUUAAUAAGAGUGCGCAAGAGAGGGAAAAGAAGCAUUCGAUUGCGUCGACGCAGAUGACAGACAAGACGGACCGAAAUGACGUGCAAGAAUGGCCAGAAUUCAUGCGCCCCAUCCACACGCCACCCCCCAAGUCACCUGUGAUCCACCGGAGCCAAGACCAGGUCCAAAGCCAAUCACCCAAAACAACGAAUCGGCUCCUACCCUUAGGGGCCUCAGCGUGUGUGACCUACAACCGCGUAUCAUGGCUUUUGAGAGUGAGGAAAGAAGUUUUCUCCCCGAACGAGCCUUUGGGCCCCCCUUCGAUCCUGCACUUGAUCUUCUGCCAAAUCGUUGGUGACGUUUACGGCCUCACUCCUUGUCUCCGACUAACCCAAACCGAAAAACGGGCUGGGGUCAACAUGCUAUCAGGUUAUGGCAUAACCGCCGAGAAUUACAACAGUUCACAUAGGGCCAAUAUUAAGCGAAACGUGAUUGAGUUGGCCCGGACGUGGCCUUUGUAUUUUGCCCGGUUGUUUCCGGUUUCAGGGGCUGCACAGUUAUCGGAUGUCCAACUUGUCGCUGUAUCCCACUGGGGUAUCCACUUGGUUAAAAGAGAGCAAACUCACCUCCAAGUUAUCAAAUCGUAUCCUUUGAAAGAUAUCGCCUCUUGCACAGCCCCCCGUCCCACUACUGUCAGUUUCGAUGCUCCUCAACGGCGUCUCAGUCUUCACACCCCCCGUGCUCAACAAUUAUCCGAAAUGGUGACAAAAUACUGCGCUGAGAAUCGCAAGUUACAAAUGAAAUUAUCGCCGCCGCAGAGAGUACCACAAGUCGAACAACGCAGCGAAGUUUCACCAAGAAAGGCCAACAAUGUGCAGGAAACGAGACUUGCAGCCUCUCCGACUGAGAUGAGAGCCGAAAUGAGAGGCGAAAGGGCACAAUCGCCGAGUAGUCCUUUGCCCCCGACUGGAAAGUACUCCCUAAUGCAGUUCGCUAUGCACAACUUUAGGCAGUCAGCAGAUUUGGAACUUCUCAAAAUGGACUCGUCGAUAAAAUCCAAAGAAAAGCGCAAAGAAUGGACUUGGAAGCAACAAACCGAUUUGAUUAAAUGGCAAGGGACACCCAUCGACGGCCCUCUUCUGCGUCUAGAAGACCCCGAGCUCGGCCCUCUUGCCGUUGAGUGUUUUGAGUGCAUUUUGAGGUACUGUGGAGAUCUACCACUAACCCCGGAAAUGCCCGAAGUGAAGUGUGUCUAUACAGUGCUGAUGCAUUGCCACAAACACGCCCAAUUACGUGACGAAGUCUACUGUCAACUCAUGAAACAGACAACUAGUAACAAGUCUGAGUCACCAGAAUCCUGCCAACGGGCUUGGAGACUCCUCUCUAUCGUCGCAGCGUAUUUUGCUUGCUCUGAUAACCUUUUACCGUUUUUGACCGAACAUCUGUCCAGUGCUGCUUCGGACAGACGACGAGUCUGUCAUGGCACUGCGGCCGUCUGUCUUGCUAAUUUAAGAAAAACGCAGAGGUGUGGAGGCCGUAAAAACGUCCCCUCGGUUGAAGAAGUAACAGCGGUGAGUGCCGGUCGUAGUGCUAGACGACAAAUCUACAGACUACCAGGGGGAGCAGAACGAGUGGUCAAUACUAGAUGUAGCACCGUGGUCGCCGAUGUAAUCGCAGAAUUGUGUAGUUUGAUCGGUGUUGGAACCGAAGCCGAACAACAAGAAUUUAGUCUUUAUUGUAUAGUCCAAGGAGAUGCCUUCACGAUGCCUCUGGCCGCCGAUGAAUACAUACUAGACGUCACAACCGAGUUGCACAAAGCCGCCCAACCCUUCUACUUAAUCUUCUGCCGGUCGGUCUGGUACCACCCCCUCAAACACGAUGCUAGUCCACUUUACACUGAAGUUUUGUUCAACCAAGUGGCCCCUGACUAUCUUGAAGGCCUCCUCUUGCGUUUAGGCAACCCCAACUUGCCCCCAAGUGUCAUCCGCGACAUGGCCCUAAUCGCGGCUCUCCUCCACCGCGCGGCUGACUUAAAUCACCCCCCGAGUCUCAAAGAAGUCAAGUUUUUGCUCCCGAAACCCGUCUUGGGUUUAAGGGAACCCCGGCCUCCGCAGUGGCUGGCUCUAGUCCAGACUUCGUGGGGGCAAGCAGCCGGUUUGCAAGUCUCGCGAGCCAAACACCGCGUCCUCCAGAUUUUGAGCAACUGGCCACUGUUUGGUAGCAGUUUCUUUGCUGUGAAACGCGUUUCUGGCGAUUUGGAGAAUUGGCAAGAGCAUAUUUUGGCGCUUAAUCGCAGUGGAGUCCACUUUUUGGACAUGACGAGUCAUGAGACUUUGCAGCAUUGGCCGUUUGCUGAAGUGAUUUCGACGAGGAAGGUCAGGUCGGAGGAUGGAGCGUUGUUUUUGGAUAUGAAGUGUGGGAAUUUGUUGCAGCAACGGGUGACGAGAUUGCAGACUGAACAAGCUCAUGAGAUUUCCAGGUUGGUUAGGCAGUAUAUUAAUCUGGAGCAGGCGAGCAGUUCCAGGAAUUAGUUUAGUCGUAGGCUUAGGUUGUAUAGUCAUUGUUAACAUUGCUCACAUAUCCGUGUUAUUCCCUUAUACGUAAUUGAAGUAAUUUUGGUAAUUGUGGAACGGAAACAUCGAGGUUUGCUGUUGGCCAGUAAAGUCGAAAUUGUUUGUUCACAUGGGGUUAAUUGGUAGUUUCACAAUUACUUCAUUAUUUAUUGUACAUACCCAUAAAAGUACGCAGUGUAUAUUAUUUUAUACUUAAUAAUUUUUUGCGACUGUUUUAGCUAUAAAUAUAUCUUAUAUUGUCUCUUAAUUCUGAUUCAACAAAAAAAUUCUUUUGUUGUAUGGGAAUUCGUUUGUUAAGUAAUAUGUAAUUAUGAGAAAACAUUAUUGUUAUUAUACACAUGAUGUGCAUUAUGAAAGGCCGGAUUUGAUUAUUUAUUAUUGAGAUAUGAAUUAAAUCUUCCAAGAUUAAUUCUUGUCCGACAUUGACGGUGGCCUUUGUGGAAUAUUCUCUAUGUAAAAUUAUUGGUGUUUGUAUUUUCUAUUAAUAAAAGUAUUUUAUUGAA